AUGGCGAGGCACGGCGGCGGCGGCGUCGUCGGCGAGAUCACCGUCGCCAGCGGCGGUGGCGGCAUUGCUUACCCGGGCGGGGCGGCGCGUGCCUACACGCCGGAGCCGAGCCCUCACCAGGUGCCAAUCGAAAUAGAAGAGCAAAUAUACUCCCCCAUGUUUGGUAACAUUGCUGUGCCUGACAGUCGAGGUUGCUGUAGUGGUUUCAUAGCCAGUGUCACAAAGAUCCUGUUCAUCUUGCACCUCCUUGGUUUCAUCGCCCUCACAGUCUUCCUGGGAGUUCAGGCUUCUUCCCACCAGAAUCCUGGCUACAAGCCCUUUGCCAACUUCAUUCCUCUUGCCUCUUCUGUGAUAGUAUCUGUUUUUGCUGCCUGCUUUUGGACUAUCCUUGCUGUCACUAAUCCUCCAAAAGCCAUCAAAACAUCUCUCUGGUCAGCUCCCGUUCUCGCACUUGCCUGCGAUGUAGUUAUACUCCUUGUCGGUGAUGGUGCUGCCCUGGGUAUUGGAGUGCUCAUAGUUGUGAUUGCCAUUGCAGCGGCACUAUACAGCUGUUGGGCCACUGGUCCACGUCUUCAGCAUGGCGCUGCAGUACUUGCCGCCUCUGUCAAUGGAGCACAUUUGCCGUUUAGUGCUUCUUGCCUUGUUGUUUUUGUUAUCUUUGCUGCAGUUGGCUAUAUGGCCUUCUGGACAGUUGCCAUCAGCUGCAUUGCAGCUGUAGAAGGACACUUAAUGAACUUCCAGAUGAUCUAUGUGGCUGCCCUCCUGGUAAGCAUGUCAUGGACCAUGCAAGUGCUGCGCUACUUUGUCUAUGUGGCCGUGGCAAGACUGGCACAUGCACGGCUAGUCUAUGGAGUUCGUAUGCCAGGCGGUGCCGUUGAAGCAUUCUGUGGCACACUAUCAGGGCCAGCGUUUGGUGACAUAUGCAUGGGGGCUGUGGUUGUCCCGGUGAUUGCAGCAGUAAGGAGUUUUGCUCGAGUGAUAAACACUGUCACAGGGGGCAACGACGAGUUCCUUUUCACAUGCCAGGGCUGCUGCCUGACUGCAUCGGAUAAAAUGAUGGGACGGGUGAACCGCUGGGGUUUUGUGCAUGUGGGGGCUCGGGGGAAGGCGUUCUGCGUGGCUUCAAGGGAUGUCUGGUCCCUUUUUGUUCUCCGUGGGAUGGCAAAGCUUGUUGAUGCAGACCUCACUGGCUCAUUCUGCUUCCUUUCGGCUGUCACAGGAGGCGCUUUGGCCUCACUGGUUGCUGGCUCAUGGGCACUAGCCAUGGAUAGGGAUCAUAAGGACCUAGCUCUGCCCAUUGCGAUCUAUUCAUUUCUCAUCGGCUAUUACAUGUGCCGAAUGAUGAUUGCGUGGCCACAGGCUUGCGUUGCAGCAUAUCAUGUCGCAUAUGCAGAGAACCCGCAAAAUCCUCACUUGGGAACACUGAUACCAGACCACCUGCGUGAGCUCGAUGCUCUAGCUGCAGAUUGAUCGCUUGGAGCUGUAGAUUCUUCAGACUAGUUACCUUCAUGAUUCAUAGAUUCUUCGAUUCAUUCGUCAGCUUUCUGCUGCCUGAAACUUAGAAGCAAGACAUCAGUCAGAGUUGUGGUGUUGUGCAUAUGAUUCGAGACUCUGCUGUUGCGUCGCCUGACAUAGGAAUGCUGCUUAUGUAGAGCAAGAUGUCGUGUAGUAUGUUUUGCAGAUUGUUGUGGUCACUAAAGGAGACUGCAUGAUCCGAGAUAGUAGCACAUAUGUGCACCUGUACAGAAAUUAUGUGCAUAGAGCACAUUUACAGAAUGGAAGAUAUGCCCUUUCCGAUGAA
Molecule: messenger RNA, 1801 nt
Organism: Lolium rigidum
Lineage: Eukaryota; Viridiplantae; Streptophyta; Magnoliopsida; Poales; Poaceae
Product: protein PNS1-like
Exons: 3
Coding region: 1-1470 (489 amino acids)
Biological process (GO): transmembrane transport
Cellular component (GO): membrane
Molecular function (GO): transmembrane transporter activity
Source: RefSeq, a predicted model, not a curated record